AUGUCCAAGCGCAUUCUCCUUACGGGAGUAAACGGCUUCGUCGGUUCAUGGAUCCUUGACCACCUCCUUAGACAAGGCCACUUCGUCCAGGCUAUAGUUCGCUCCGAAUCCAAAGCCGAACGAGUUUCUUCCGAUUUCCUUGCCUACAAACCCCAUUUUAAAUUCGGGAUCGUCCCCAAUAUCACCGCCCCCGGAGCUUACGAUGAGGUGGUGCAAUCCGAUCCUUCUUUCGAUGUCGUGAUUCACACUGCCUCUUCCUUUCUCUACAAGGUCAUCACGGAUAAACGUGAAUUUCUUGAUCCGGCAAUCAGAGGAACAUUGGGUGUUCUGGAGAGUGUGAAGAACAACGCACCGGAGGUAAAGAGAGUUGUGGUGACAAGUAGGUGUGCUGCAAUUAUUAAUUUCGCGGAGAAGGUUGUUUGUCAGCUGCAAAAAGUCUCUACGGAGGAGGAUUGGAAUCCUGCUACAUCGGAGAGUGCAUUGGAAGGAACCCCGAAUAAUGCUUUGCGGAGCUGGCUUGGAAGAAUUUUUGUUCCAUGUACAUUGAGACGAUACACUAGUACUAAUGAUGUGUUCGUAGCAUGGGAUUUUGUGGAGAAAGAGAAACCAAAUUUUGAUUUGGUUACUUUGACCCUUCCGAUGGUUUAUGGAUCAUUGAGACAUACAAUUCGAAGUACGCAUUAUUUGAAUGAAUCAAACUUGAGGAUCUAUAGUGGAUUGAUCAAUUUAUCUAAGGAUACUGAGCUACCUCCAAAUGGCCUCCAUGUAUUUACUGAUGUUCGUGACCUAGCAGGUGCCCAUGUUCUCGCUGCAACUCUCCCAGAAGCAUCGGGACAACGUUUCAUUGUUUGCGAAGGUCAAAUAUCAUCUCAAAAUAUAAGUGAUAUUAUUCGUAAGAAGAUUCUAGAAUUGGAAGAAAGAACAAUAAAGGAUGACGGCUCUUUCGCGUGUAGUAGCGAGAGGGCUGAGAAGGUGUUGGGGUUGAAAUUCAGGAGUAAGGAGGAGACUUUCGUGGAUUUGGCUAGACAGCUGUUGGAGAUGGAAAAGAAAGAGAAAGAUGCAGAGUAG
Molecule: messenger RNA, 1068 nt
Organism: Botrytis porri
Lineage: Eukaryota; Fungi; Ascomycota; Leotiomycetes; Helotiales; Sclerotiniaceae
Exons: 5
Coding region: 1-1068 (355 amino acids)
Molecular function (GO): oxidoreductase activity, acting on the CH-OH group of donors, NAD or NADP as acceptor
Source: RefSeq, a predicted model, not a curated record